Messenger RNA from Nymphaea colorata (pocket water lily), 3109 nucleotides. Its product is annotated as ubiquitin carboxyl-terminal hydrolase 18-like. Gene Ontology annotation, cellular component: nucleus; cytosol. Gene Ontology annotation, biological process: protein deubiquitination. The transcript is spliced from 11 exons. The record is from RefSeq and is a predicted model, not a curated record. Gene Ontology annotation, molecular function: cysteine-type deubiquitinase activity; cysteine-type endopeptidase activity. Lineage: Eukaryota; Viridiplantae; Streptophyta; Magnoliopsida; Nymphaeales; Nymphaeaceae. The coding region runs from base 219 to 2711 and encodes 830 amino acids.
AUCCUUCAUUAGAACGGAGGGAAGCUUCUCGCUCUUCCGAGGAUGAGAAAGGAGACGGAGAAGACGACGACGGGCGAGAGGGAGUGAGAACGAGCAUUUGGGAAAGGAACGGGGACGGGAGGGGGAUUCCUUUCCUGGUAGGCGAUCCAUGAAGGGGAGAGAGACGACGACGGCCGCCUUCUUUCCCCUCCGUUCGCUCGCCACGCCCUAGUAUAUAGAUGCUAAACUCUGCAAUCUCAAGGGUCGAUUUUUCCACGUUCUUCAAGUUCCUCGUCACUGCUCUCUUGGUGGGCGCCGCGGCGGUCCGUCUCGUCAGGGAUACAGCCUCCAGGUACCUGACGGUCGGGAGAUUGGGGGACGACGCCGGACAGCGGGGGCCGCAGGAGGCCGGACGCGUCAUGGCUGUGGCAGUCAAUGGCGUCUGCUUCGUCUGCCGCAGGCCGUCCACCAAAAAAUGCUCGCGGUGCAAGGCUGUGCGCUACUGCUCUGUUACAUGCCAGAGUAAGGACUGGAAUGCAGGUCACAAAAUGAAAUGCAACCAGGCAGCAACCACAAAUGAUGAAAAUCUGACCAGUACUUCUGGAUGUAAGAGACAAACUAGGGGGUUGGAGGAUCCUGAUAAUGCAGGUUCUUUACUGCCUGCCCGUGGAAUCUGCAGGACUCCGAAGAAGCCAAGGAAGGUUCUAUUCCCCUAUGAGGAAUUUGUGGAACUAUUUAACUGGAAUAGACCUGGAUUGCCGCCUUGUGGACUUCUAAAUUGUGGCAACAGCUGUUUUGCGAAUGUGGUUCUUCAAUGUCUUGCAUCAACUCGACCAUUGGUUGCCUAUUUGCUGGAGAGAGAUCAUUCUAAAGAAUGCAGUCGGAAUGAUUGGUGUUUCCUAUGUGAACUUCAAACCCAUGUCCAUCGAGUGAGGCACAGCGUGCAUCCUUUUUCACCAAUCAAUAUCCUUUCUCGCAUUCCUAACAUUGGUGGAAAUCUUGGAUAUGGGAAACAGGAAGAUGCUCAUGAAUUUAUGAGAUUUGCAAUUGAUACAAUGCAGUCAAUUUGUCUUGAUGAGUUUGGGGGGGAAAAGGCCAUUGAACCAAGUUGUCAAGAAACAACUCUUAUCCAUCACAUAUUUGGUGGUUAUCUCCAGUCUCAGGUGAUAUGCUCAAAAUGCAAUAAGAUUUCAAAUCGGUAUGAGAAUAUGAUGGAUUUGACAGUUGAAAUUCAAGGAGGUGCUGAAUCUCUGGAAGAAUGUCUGAACCAGUUUACCGUAAAGGAAUGGCUUGAAGGUGAAAAUAUGUACAAGUGCGAUGGAUGUAAUGGUUAUGUGACAGCAUGGAAGCGGCUCACUGUCCAUCAGGCUCCAAAUGUCCUUACAAUUGCUUUAAAGCGAUUCCAGAGUGGAAGAUUUGGAAAGUUAAACAAGAGGGUGACUUUUCCUGAAACUCUAGAUCUGGGUCCGUACAUGAGUGAAGCAGGUGAUGGCACCAAUAUUUACAGACUCUAUGCCAUUGUCGUUCAUGUUGACAUGCUUAAUGCUUCAUUUUUUGGGCAUUACAUCUGCUAUACCAAGGAUAAUCAAGGGAAUUGGUACAGGAUUGAUGAUUGCAAGGUAAUGAAAGUGGAACUGGAGGAGGUGCUCUCUCAAAGAGCUUAUAUGCUUCUAUAUAGCAGGAUAAUUGUCCGUCCAUCUAGUGGUAAAACUUUCAAGGUGUUGAAGAAUGAUGAUGAGCAGUCAGUUAGUAUCGAAGAACUCCCAUGUCCCACAACUAGCUCCGUCAGCAUCAUCGAGCCGUUACAUGUUAUGUCUCCAGGAAGACAAAUGCCUGAUUGGAGUGUGGAACUUGGAAUUGAGGUCCAAAGAUCACAGCCAGACUCUGCAACAGGAAAAGAAGAUUCAGUGGAUGUGCUGGUUCAUGCAAAACCAAAAACCAUGGGCAUGGAUGCAGUUCCAACUUCUCAGAACAACUCAAGCAGUAUAACCUUCAAUGGGCCAUCUUCGUCAUCCGAAGUUUCUGUUUCUAGAAGCGAAGAGCCUGACUUGGGUGGACACACCAACCAUGAUCUGCCUGUGGACGGUUGCACAACCAGCAAUAGCAUGUGGGAUUCGUAUGACUGCAAUGAGAUGUCAUCAAAGCAUAAGGAUCAGAGGCAACUGGAUUAUGGUCAGUUCAACUAUGGAGAUUUAUCUGUUAAUGGAAUUUCCCAUGCAUCUGCAUCACUAGAGUUAAGUAGAAAAAUGCAUGUAGCUACGUCUUCUAUUCCCAGUCAACUGUCUGCAACAGAGCGUAUCACUGUUCCACCAGUAGAUGAGAAUGUGGAGAAGGGGAUUACUGAAACCGGAAGGAUUUGCACAGAUGGGCUUGUAGAUGAUAAUGCUUUAUUGUCCCCGAAGGAGAGCCUUCUUAGAUCGUUCAGGAGACCAAAGCCACUUUUUGCUCCAGGCUUUUCUGACAAGGCUGCUGGAAUGAACAGGAACUCGUUGGAUAAUUAUAAAGCGGAUCGGAGUCCUGAUCAUUUUGGUCAGCUUGAAACAGCUGACGGAGAAAUUCUUACAACUGAGUAUAACAUGAAAACUAGCUCCCUCUGCAAUGGCUUUGCUCAUUCUUUUCUUGGCAGUGGUGAUGGUGAGGUUGAUAAUGGCAGUUUGACAGAUUUGGAGCCCUAUAGAAACGGCUCGCGGCUGCUUGCAAAUUGCGAGAGGCCAAGGCAGGAGACGUACUGAAUUACGUAGGCAUGGGACAAAGUCUGCAUCAAUGUCAUACCUAGGUGAGUAGAGAAUCCCAAUUUACGUGUGAUGAUAGUCGGAUCUGCUCAUUCCGUUCAAAACAAGAUGAAGAGCAGUCGAUAAAUUAGCUGACCUAAGGUGCAUUCAAUUUUUUUUCCUGUUAUUCUUACAUGGUUUCUCCCACUAAUAAAAGGAAAUUAGGGGAUCUGGGCCCUUUGGGUUGUCAUUAUUUGUAAGAAAUCCACACUUCUGGCUUUGACAACAGCCAUAUCUCGAAUACAAGGGAACUUGUUGGAUCUGGGCCCUUUGGGUUUGUCAUUAUUUGUAAGAAACCCAUUACAGCUGCCUGGCUUUGACAACACCCGUAUAUACGAUACAAGGAGUUUCUGUUUUAA